Molecule: messenger RNA, 2512 nt
Organism: Hemibagrus wyckioides
Lineage: Eukaryota; Metazoa; Chordata; Actinopteri; Siluriformes; Bagridae
Product: sodium-dependent phosphate transport protein 2A-like
Exons: 11
Coding region: 1-2175 (724 amino acids)
Biological process (GO): sodium-dependent phosphate transport; intracellular phosphate ion homeostasis
Cellular component (GO): vesicle; brush border; apical plasma membrane
Molecular function (GO): sodium:phosphate symporter activity
Source: RefSeq, a predicted model, not a curated record
AUGAAGGACAGGUCAGUGUCCAUCCCUCCUGCCGUGUCCACUGUGGCUCUGAUGGGUGAUGAUGUGAGGAUUGAGGAGGACGUGUGGGAGGCAGGGGAUUUGGAGGACACGGGGGUCACAUGGGCAGGUGAGGAGUUUAAACUUCCUGAUAAACACCAACUUCAGAAACUGUCAGCUGUAACUUUUACUACAUCUUCAAGACAGAGGAGUUUAUCUCUCUCUCUCUCUCUCUCUCUCGUUCUCUCUCUCUCUCUCUCUCUCUCUCUCGUUCUCUCUCUCUCUCUCUCUCUCUCUCUCUCUCUCUCUCUCUCUCUCUCUCUCUCUCUCUCUCUCUCUCUCUCUCUCGUUCUCUCUCUCUCUCUCUCUCUCUCUCUCUCUCUCCCUCUCUCUCUCCCUCCCUCUCUCUCUCUCUCUCUCUCUCUCUCUCUCUCUCUCUCAGAUCUGGACAGUAAAGGGAGAGUGUUGCGUGUGUUUGUGUCACUGGUGAAGUUCUUGCUGCUCUUGGUUUUGCUCUACAGCUUCGUCUGCUCUCUGGAUGUCCUCAGCUCUGCCUUCCAGCUUGUUGGAGGUAAAGCAGCUGGAGAUAUCUUCCAGGAGAACCAGGUGUUGUCGAAUCCUCUAGCUGGUCUGGUGAUUGGUGUCCUGGUCACUCUGCUGGUCCAGAGCUCCAGCACCUCCUCAUCCAUCGUGGUCAGCAUGGUGUCCUCUGGACUGCUGCAGGUCUCCACGGCCGUCCCCAUCAUCAUGGGCACCAACAUCGGGACGUCGGUGACGAACACAGUGGUUGCCAUGACGCAGGCCGGAGACAGGAACAAGUUCCGCAGGGCGUUUGCCGGCGCCACGGUGCACGAUUUCUUCAACUGGCUGUCGGUGUUGGUUCUGCUGCCGCUGGAGGUGGCCACCGGUUACCUGUACCGCCUCACCGAGCUCAUCGUCUCGUCCUUCCACAUCGAGAGUGGAGAGAACGCUCCGGAGCUGCUCAACGUCAUCACUGACCCGCUCACACACUCCAUCAUCCAGUUGGAUGAGUCGGUCAUCAGUGGGAUUGCAGUCGGAGACCCAGAUGCUUGGAACACGAGUCUCAUCAAGACGUGGUGUCGAACAUCUACAAACACGUCUGUACAGAACGUGACUGUAGUGAACUGCACCAGUGUCAGCGCCCCCUGUUGGGAGUGGAGGAACAUCUCCCACACCAUCAACAUCCAGAAAUGUGGCCAUAUUUUUGUGGACACCACCCUCCCGGACCUGGCUGUGGGACUCAUCCUGCUGGCUGGAUCUCUCCUGGUUCUGUGUAUCUGCCUCAUCCUCAUCGUCAAGCUGCUGAACUCCAUGCUGAGGGGUCAGGUGGCCUCCGUCAUCAAGAAGAUCAUCAACACAGAUUUUCCAUUUCCGUUCGAAUGGGUGACUGGUUACUUGGCCAUCAUGGUGGGCGCAGCAAUGACCUUCAUCGUACAGAGCAGCUCGGUUUUCACCUCCGCCAUCACGCCACUCGUAGGUCUCGGGGUGAUUAGCAUUGAGAGAGCGUACCCUCUGUCUCUGGGUUCUAACAUCGGCACCACGUCUACAGCCGUCCUAGCGGCUUUGGCCAGUCCAGGAGAAACGCUGACUAACUCACUACAGAUCGCUCUGGUCCAUCUGUUCUUCAACAUCUCGGGCAUCGUGCUGUGGUACGUCCUGCCCUUCAUGCGCGCCCCCAUCAGAAUGGCGAAGUCUCUGGGUCAUGUGACGGCGCAGUAUCGCUGGUUCGCGGUGUUCUACGUGCUGCUCUGCUUCUUCCUCAUCCCUCUGCUGGUGUUCGGAUUGUCUCUGGCCGGACUGCCCGCUCUCCUCGCCGCCCUCGUCCCUGUGGCGCUCAUCAUCGUCUUUGUCCUCGCCGUCAACUUCUUACAGUCGCACUUUCCUGAAAGACUUCCUUCCUUCCUGCGCUCCUGGGACUUCCUGCCUCUGUGGGCUCGGUCUCUCGAACCUUGGGACCGAAAAAUCACGGCCAUGGUCGCACACUGCUGCUGCUGCUGCAAAUGCUGCCAGGUUUCCAAUGGCGACGAGAAGGCGGAUCCGGCCGGGAAGAAGAAUUAUGGGAUGGAGAUACACGAUAACCCAGCUCUGGCCAAUGAGUGUGAAGAUACUGUGAAAGCCCCACCCAGUUCAGUUAUUCUUAAUGUGACAGCGUUAUAGAAUCAGUUAUUUAUGUACAAUUACUCACUUAUAACACAUGUAUUACAUAGUUAUUACAGCUUAAUUAUAGUUUUAUAGAAUAUUGACGUUAUUAUAACAUAUCGAGCCUGACUGAAUCAAGCACCAAGGGCAAAAAUUUAAUCUCUGACUGUUAUUUAUAUUUUAUAAGCCUUUUAUAUAGGGAGAGAUUACCAGAAAAGAUCUUUUCGGAAAUGUAAAAGUUUCCUCAGUAUGAUUUACAGUUACACAGGAGGAUUUAUGCUGGAAUCCAAUGUUUAAUAACGACUUCAUAAAUUGGCAUUGUGUUGAAUCAUUCUGAAUUUUAUUAAAAUAUUAA